GCCCGGGCGGCCCCUGAGGACGGAGUUCCCCCGGGGCUGGCCGGGUUCUCGCCGCCCUGCGCGGGCGCUGGGACACCGCGGCCGUGACGUCAGGCCCGGGACUGCCCGUUGCCAUGAGACGGCCGGUUUGCGAUCCCGUCGGUUGCGCGGGCGCCGAGUGUACACAGAAACGGCAGAAACGGACCCCGUCGGCGGCACAGGCGCCGCCGCGGCCGCGCCUUCCGCGGAUUCCCACGACACCUGGGCUCAGAGGGGUCCCAGGCCGCGGCGAGAGCCAUGAGCCAGCGGCAAGUGUUUAACGUGUUCGAGCAGUACCAGAAAGCCCGCGUCCAGUUCGUGCAGAUGGUAGCGGAGCUGGCGAACAAACCGCAGAACAUCGAGAUCCUGCAGAACGCGGGUGUCAUAUCUUUACUGCGGCCCCUUCUUCUGGAUGUCGUCCCUUCAGUCCAACAGACCGCGGCGCUGGCUCUUGGGAGACUGGCCAAUUACAAUGAAGACCUAGCAGAAGCCAUUGUGAAGGACAACAUCCUUCCACAGCUUGUUUAUUCGAUGACAGAGCAGAAUCGUUUCUACAAGAAAGCAGCUGCGUUUGUGUUCCGAGCAGUUAGCAAACACUCGCCCCAGCUCGCUCAAGCGGUGGUCGACUGCGGCGCGCUGGGCAUUCUGGUGAUAUGCCUGGAAGAUUUUGACCCUGGAGUCAAGGAGGCUGCAGCUUGGGCCCUUGGAUAUAUCUCAAGACAUAAUGCAGAACUGUCACAAGCUGUGGUGGAUGAGGGAGCUGUUCCUCUUUUAGUCCUCUGUAUCCAGGAGCCAGAGAUUGCUCUGAAAAGGGUUGCGGCCUCGGUCCUCAGCGAUAUCGCCAAGCAUUGUCCGGAAUUAGCACACGCCGUGGUGGAUGCAGGAGCCAUCCCUCACCUCGCUCAGAUGAUCGUCAGUCCCAAUGCGAAACUGAAGUGCCAGGUCCUUUCUGCGCUCAGCCAGAUUGCCAAACACUGUGUGGACCUCGCAGAGAUGGUCGUGGAAGCGGAGAUCUUCCCGGUCGUGCUCACCUGUCUGAAGGACAAGGAUGACGAUGUGAAGAGAAACGGGUCUAUCUUAGUGAGAGAAAUCGCAAAACACUCACCCGAGCUCUCUCAACUGAUAGUUAACCGAGGAGGAGUGGCUGCUGUGAUUGAUUGCAUCAGCUCCUGCAAAGGGAGCAUACGGCUGCCCGGCAUCAUGAUGCUCGGCUAUGUGGCGGCUCAUUCCGAAAACCUCGCUAUGGCUGUCAUCAUUUCCAAGGGUGUGCCCCAGUUGUCAAUCUGCUUGUCAGAAGAGCCAGAAGAUCACAUUAAGGCCGCGACUGCUUGGUCCUUAGGACAGAUUGGGAGACACACUUCAGAGCACGCCAAGGCUGUCGCGGUCACUAACACCCUGCCGGUCCUGCUGUCCUUGUACAUGGCCGCGGAGAGCUCCGAGGACCUCCAGGUUAAGUGUGAGAAAUCCAUGAAGAACAUCCUGCAGAAGUGCACCCACGUCCCCGCCCUGGAGCCCCUCCUGCAUGACGCGCCCCCCAACAUCCUGAAGCACGUACUGGAGCAGUUCAGCAAGGUGCUGCCGCAUGACAGCAAAGCUCGAAGAUUUUUUGUUACAAGUGGUGGCCUCAAAAAGAUUCAGCAAAUAAAAGCAGAACCUGGCUCUCUCCUUCAAGAAUAUAUCAAUAAAAUUAACAACUGCUACCCAGAAGAAAUAGUAAGGUAUUAUUCCCCUGGAUUUUCAGAUGCACUUCUGCAGAGGGUGGACAGCUAUCAACCUCCUACUAACUAAACAAAGUCAUGUUUUUAUACCGAGACCACAAAGUCUUUGUGAAUAGUAGUUGUUGAAGUUCUUCCUAAAUAUUUUAUCUAAGUAAAUAAUAGAUUUACUCAAUGCAAAAUACCUUUAAAUAAAGUUUUAUGCAUAUAUGU
This is a messenger RNA of Oryctolagus cuniculus (rabbit), 1946 nucleotides long. It is a transcript of the gene SPAG6, whose product is annotated as sperm associated antigen 6. The record is from RefSeq and is a predicted model, not a curated record. Gene Ontology annotation, biological process: epithelial cilium movement involved in extracellular fluid movement; neuron projection extension; sperm axoneme assembly. NCBI's taxonomy places the organism in Eukaryota, Metazoa, Chordata, Mammalia, Lagomorpha, Leporidae. Gene Ontology annotation, cellular component: acrosomal vesicle; sperm principal piece; microtubule cytoskeleton. Gene Ontology annotation, molecular function: microtubule binding.